Pseudo-nitzschia multistriata is the source of this 1610-nucleotide messenger RNA. NCBI's taxonomy places the organism in Eukaryota, Bacillariophyta, Bacillariophyceae, Bacillariales, Bacillariaceae. The record is from the annotation of a GenBank genome assembly.
AAUUCUACCGACGAAGUUUCCACAUCUCGCUAUUAUUUUUUCUCAUUGAAAAGCAUUCUGCCUCACCGACACCAUUCUCCUCGACACACCAGCACCAUCGACGAUUUCCAUUUGUUUCAUUCGUGACAGUCGUUGGCAACCACAAAGAAAAAMACGGCCUCAAMAAUUUCGAGCGAAAUCAAUCUGUACUGCAACAGUCGCUAUCAAAACUCCCGAACGAGCCCAUCGACACCGAACAAACCAAAUCCAUAAGCAACAUGACAACUUCCACAGGAAUCGCCGCGAAAUUGGCACGUCCCAAUAUUUUAGAGCUCCAGCCCUAUCGUUGCGCUCGCGACGAUUAUUCCAACGGCGUUUUAUUGGACGCAAACGAAAACGCGUUUGGCCCUACAUCGCUUCCGACUAAAUCCUUGGACCCCUAUGAUAAUUCCAACACACUCGAACGAUACCCAGAUCCCUACCAGAGCAAACUAAAGGAAUUGUUCUGUCGGGAACGCGGAAACGACCUCCAGCCCUCGAACGUCUUCGUUGGUGUUGGUUCAGAUGAGGCCAUUGAUUUGCUGAUGCGAAUUUUCUGCACCCCGGGUACCGGCGGAGACAACAUAUUGAUCACCCCGCCAACCUACGGCAUGUACAAGGUUUGUGCCAAAGUCAACGACGUGCAGAUUGUCUCGGCUCCGCUGACACCCGAUUUUGACUUGGAUAUUCCAAAGGURYGUUUCAAURAAUCAAUUCUUUACURUAACCCUUCUUUCGAAAAGCGAAAAUAUUUUCCCACGUCUUUCAAAARUAGGAAUUCUGACUUUCUGCCCUUUCUUCAAAACAAUAUCACKAUAUCACACCAAUUACCACUAAGACGUUGGAAGCCGUUACCGAAAAGACGAAGCUCUUGUUCAUCUGYAGCCCCGGAAAUCCGACCUGCAAAGCGAUUCCCUUGUCGGAUGUCGAAAAGAUUGCCUCCGAAACGGAAAAAUAYCCMGGKUUGAUAGUCGUCGACGAAGCUUAUAUUGAUUUUGCUGGYGAAGGGGCUUCGGCCGUUUCGCUGUUGAAAAAGUACAACAAUAUUGUCGUCUUGCAGACCCUGUCGAAAGCCUUUGGGUUGGCCGGUAUCCGGUGUGGAUUUUGCAUCGGCCCUCCCGAUGUCAUUCAGUUGAUGAACAAUGUCAAGGCUCCGUACAAUGUCAACUCCUUGACCAGUGAGGUUGCCAUCAAUGCAAUGAACUCAAUGGACACACUGCGCAAAAAUGUGCAGAGCACCCUGGACGAACGAGCGAAGGUUCGCGCGGCGCUCGAAGCACUCACGAGCAUUGUUGUCAGUGUGUAUCCAUCCGAUUCUAAUUUUUUGCUKUUCCGUGUGAAGGACGACCUGAAGGCGAMCGAUGUCUACAAACGCAUGGCCGACACCGGGGUCGUGACGCGAUUCCGGGGCAACGAAAUGCAUUGCAACCAGUGCAUCCGAGUGACGAUCGGCACCCCGGAAGAGAACCAGAAGUUCUUGGCCUCACUCCAGGCGACAUGGAAAGAACUUUUGGAGGCAAAAUAAACAGAACKUGGUUGGCGGUCCCAAGAUAAAUUCAAUACCUGCUGCUUAACAAAAUGGGAGCAAAUAU